This is a messenger RNA of Suillus subalutaceus, 1356 nucleotides long. RefSeq lists its product as uncharacterized. Lineage: Eukaryota; Fungi; Basidiomycota; Agaricomycetes; Boletales; Suillaceae. The transcript has 3 exons. The record is from RefSeq and is a predicted model, not a curated record. The annotation marks the transcript as partial.
UCACAGAGCGACGCGACUGUGAGACGGCUCAAUCAGGCACUGUCCACCCUCCACAAGAAGUCCGAUGAGAUUCAAGCGUUGCAAGCUGCAUUGGCACUUGAGCGCGAGAAAACUUCAAAGCUCGAAGCCGAGGUAAAGGUAGCCUGGCAAUCCCCAAGCACGACUACUCAGGAAGGAAUCGCAUCAAGCGCUCAACCCCAACAAACAGCAAGUGCCCGAGAACGCGCUUUGUGGGACGUUCAUCGCGAAGCCAUGGAACUGCAACGGACUAAAUGGGAAGCCGAUCAUACCGAAUGGGUACGUGACAAGGAACUUUGGGAAACCGAGCGCGAAAAGUGGUCUGCGGAGCGCACCUCUAUGAUCGAGGCGCACGAGGCACUUGUUGCGGACGUGACGAGAUCAAAGUCCUCUUUGGAUGCCCUGACUCGCUCCAAGAGUCUAGCUGAAAAGGACCGCGACUUCUUCCGUGAUCAAUAUACGCAGGCUUCUGGUUUCGUGAGUGCCACUAGAGCAGAGAAUGUUGAGCUGGAGCAGAAGGCCAAGACUGCAGAAGGUCAAGCACGCGAUGGAGUCGCUCUGAUCAAGCACAUGUUUGAGAGUCAGAUAAAGGCGUUGAAAGAAGAUGUCGAUCGAUGGAGGGGUGUUUCUACUCUUCUUCAGGAGAAAGAUCGGCGAACAGAUGAUCUUAUCAGACGGCGUGCUGCCGAACACCCUGAGCUUGCAGAACGAUGCCGGCAACUGGAGCGCCAGGUUAACUUGUUGCGUGCUGACCUCAUCGAGCUUGGACGUGUUCAUCAGAAGUCUUCUGCGGAGCGCGACAAGAUGCAAGAUCUGAAACUCUCCGAACUGCAAGAACACAAUCAGAUGCCCGAUUUCCAUUUGGUGAAACUAUCGUAUACCGAGCUUGAACCAGGUGAAAUUAUAGAGCUAAACGGUCUGUCGGGUCCAGACACCAGCUUCUUGGGCCAGGCGGACGCUUUAGAAGUUGACGUUAGCCCGGAGGAAGCCGAGGAAGAAGAGUGUGGGCUGUAUCCCUGCAAAUGGAAAACUGGGCCCGACGUAAUCGACCAAUGCCAGCAGUCCUUUGACUGUAGAGAGGUAGGUUCAGCUCUUCGACUCAAUCAAGUAGGUGCUCAACGCCAAUAUAGGAUUUGGAUAGGCACAUGCAUGAUCAGCAUUAUCGCCGUCAACUGGGAGCGUUUGAGUAAUGUAUCGGAUCUUAUUUCUUACUGUAAGGGGUAUCUGCAUCCUGAUCUUUACGAAAGAUCGCAACACAUGAUAGUUUUUGGGGUUCGUGCAAAUCACGAUGAUACUUCGCGUGACUUCUCAUUGCGCCCAAGGAGCGGAUCUACAUAG